CGUUUCGUCAAUGCACUUGUGUCUAGUGGAUCAUGUUCGGGAGCGCACAAAUGUGGCAUGCUUGAGACGCUGUCAAAAUAUCAUAACAACAUAUUAUUCAGCAUUGAACGAUGGAGAACAUGCAGCCACUCCGUGUUCUGGAGUUAUACAGCGGAAUAGGAGGGAUGCAUUAUGCUUUAAAGGAGAGCUCAGUUCCUGCUGAAGUUGUUGCUGCUGUGGAUGUCAACACAACAGCCAAUGAAAUCUCCCCAACACACCACCCCAACAAAAAACUACCGACAAAAACUAUUCAGGGAAUGAUGUUACAGGAUUUUGACAAACUGAACUUUGACAUGAUUUUGAUGAGCCCACCAUGUCAGCCGUUCACCAGGAUUGGUUUGCAGGGAGAUGUUGCCGACCCCAGAACAAAGAGCUUCCUCUAUAUCCUGGAGCUUCUGCCAAGGCUCAGCAAGCGGCCGCGCUUCAUUCUGCUGGAGAAUGUGAAGGGCUUUGAGACCUCUGCUGCAAGGGACGCUUUGCUAAAGACAUUGAGAGAGUGUGACUACAGCUUUCAGGAGUUUCUGAUCUCACCAACAUCUCUUGGGAUUCCAAACUCUAGGCUCAGAUACUUCCUGAUUGCAAAGAGACCACCAGGACCCUUCUCAUUCCCGACUUCAGCAGAGAUAAUGGAGGGCUUCCCCAUGUCUGAAUCACCAGACAGUCUCACUGUUCCACACAAUAAUCCUACAUCAUCUGAGUGUGAGAGAGAAAAGAGUGGGACGAUCAUUUUUAAGCUGGAGACAGAACAAGAGUUGGAAAGGAAGAGGAUCCAGGACAGUCAGGAAACAGUCCGGAGGCUGCAGGACUUCCUGCAGGAGGAUGAAGAAGACCUGGAUCAGUAUCUGCUGCCCCCCAAAACCCUGCUCAGAUACGCUUUACUGAUGGAUGUAGUUCAGCCCAGCUUCAGGAGAUCAGUCUGCUUCACUAAAGGUUAUGGUCACUAUGUGGAGGGCACGGGCUCUGUCCUGCAGGCCUGUGUGGAUGUGGAGCUAGAGAGUGUGUUUAAGAACCUGGAUCUCCUUUCUGAAGCAGACAAACUAAAGCAGCUUCUUCAGUUAAAGCUGAGAUACUUCACACCCAGAGAGAUCGCCAACCUCAUGGGCUUUCCUGCAGAUUUCACAUUUCCAAAGCACAUUUCCGUUAAGCAGCAGUACCGUGUGCUGGGAAACAGCUUGAACGUCCAUGUGGUUUCACAUCUUAUACGUCUCAUGAUCUCAAAAUAGACAUUACAUGGACUGAAAGAAAAUUUAUGUAUAAUGUAUAUAUAAUAUCUAAAAUGUUUAUUUUUUAUUUUUUUUUAAAUUAAGGCCAUGUCUAUUGUUGUU
Molecule: messenger RNA, 1364 nt
Organism: Cyprinus carpio (common carp)
Lineage: Eukaryota; Metazoa; Chordata; Actinopteri; Cypriniformes; Cyprinidae
Gene: trdmt1
Product: tRNA aspartic acid methyltransferase 1
Exons: 10
Coding region: 111-1262 (383 amino acids)
Molecular function (GO): methyltransferase activity
Source: RefSeq, a predicted model, not a curated record